Messenger RNA from Pollicipes pollicipes, 1745 nucleotides. RefSeq names its product F-box only protein 47. Gene Ontology annotation, molecular function: protein binding. The transcript is spliced from 11 exons. The record is from RefSeq and is a predicted model, not a curated record. Bases 149 to 1390 code for a protein of 413 amino acids. Lineage: Eukaryota; Metazoa; Arthropoda; Thecostraca; Pollicipedomorpha; Pollicipedidae.
GUAAUUACAUUUGGUGUAUGAUGGUAACGGCUUGAUUAGAGACUGGCGGACGGAAAUUAGGUUUUCGAGAGGGCCGCAGCUGUAUCAGUGCGGAGGCUGCGAGGGUAGUUUGCUGUCGUAGUAUUUUCCUGAGCCGUUGGCAGUGAACAUGUUGGAUCUGCCGAUUCGCAAGAAACCUCGCCGGUCGUCGCGCCUGGAACUGAAAGAAAUGCAAGAAGUGAAACUGAAAUACGUGGCGGAUUGCCCGGUCGGUUUCUUCGACAUGCUGCCUCCGGAAAUCAUUCACAACGUAUUUGGGUGGCUAGAUGCUGUUGACCUGAGUACGCUGACGGUGACCUCGAAGAGCACGCGCGAUCUGGUGGAGGCGUGGCUGGCGACACCGGGUGCGCUCGCUUCGCUGCUGCCGCGUCACGUGUUCGAAGAGCCGCCAUGCCGACCCGGCACCGGCCUCCUGACCACGUUCCAGCGUCUGGGACUGCUGCAGAAGCGGUCCACCUGUCUCUACUUCACCCGUGACAGGCUCAGGAUACUAUGGAACUUCGUCGACAGGGUGGACGCAUACUGGAACGGCGACAGCCCGGGCAUGCCCAGUGCUGUGACGCUCGCCUGCUACGGCCGCUUCCUGCACGCGGCCAUCGCCGGCUGGGAGGAGUGCGAGUGCGACAAGGUGUUUCAGACCAUUGAGGGCCGGUCUCGGACGGUGCAGCUGGUGGAGAGAGUGCUCAGCAGUCCGCCGGGCGCCGCCAAAGAGGACGAGGUCAACCUGCGCCUCUUCUACAGGCUGCUGUACCUGGACCCGUGCCGGACGAUGCGGGAGCGGCAGUUCUGGAUGAACCGCAUCCUAGCGCCCCAGCCGAUCGUCCGCCAAGCACGCCUCAUGUACCUCCUGUAUGGCCCCCGCACACAUGAUGAGAUCCUGUGGGACGAGACGACCGACAGCAUCCCGCACGGCGCGCAGCAGGACCUGUUCAGCGCACCCGACCACUGGCUGGCCGAGAACGUGGCCUGCCUGCUGCUGCUGGCCGGCGAUAGGCUAGCCGUCCUGCUGCUGGCCAACAAGGCGCUCAACGGCCGCAUCGGCGAGGUGGCGCGCCUGUUGGGAGCCAUCUGCAUCAUGUCGCACAAGUUCAACAGGAGCCAGAACUGGAUGAUGGGAGUAGUGCAGCAGGUCUGCCACGCCAUCGGCAACCCGCGGGACAGGACGAACUUGAUGCAGGCCAUCUGGGACGCGUUCACCACACAGAUCAUGGACCUGUGGGACAUGCGGCGCACCCAUCCAGGGGAGCGGGACCCGGACCUAAUCGAGGAAGACGUGCAGCUGCUGGUGUCAGCGCACGCCGAGUUCGGCAAGGUCGUGCUGUCGCGCGCCAUCAUUCCCUGCCCGCGGUGAGGCGGCGCCCGCCCUCCGGCCGCCUCUUACGUCGGUCCGGCACCGGGCACGCCCGGGCCAGCCAGCUCCACGAGCUGUCCGGCCUUCGGCGGCAAGCCGGCACCUCUCACACGGCUGGGCGGCCUUUGGGCCAGGCUGGCCACGCCACCAAGGCGGGCGAACAGUCCCGCCGAUGAACAUGCAAAUCGUGGAUGCGUGAGGGGUUACUAUUCAGCGCGUUCGGUGGUGUCGUGUUAUUCCUAUGCUAUUUAUAUCACAUGGCUGCAAUCUGUGAAUCUGUAUUUCUGUUGUAACGCAUUUUAAUGCAUUACAUUACUUUGUUACGAUUUCGUUUCAACAAAGCAGUUGCCAUCAU